CAGACGGAGAGUCUGAUUGCGAAAACAGCUCAGCAAGAUCCAUGGUUACGAACCCUGAAAUACUUCCUGGUGAAUCGAGUAGUCUCCUAGUCACGAGUGUGCUCCAUGGCUCAGAAAAUGAUUCCUUCCAUCUGUGUCACUGAUCACUCUGGACAGCAGACUGCUGCCAACAGGUCUCCGGAGGAGCGGCAGGCAGCAGAACAGGCCUCCAGCUGGGCACUGGGUAUCCGCCACAGACUGGCAGAGCGGCUGCGGGAGACCGGGUUGCCAGACAGUUCGGACCUCCAUCUGCUGCUGGAUGAACUGAUGGAGGUGUUCAGCCGCACGGUGCAGAGUGCUGAGAGUGGCUGCUGGAUGUACCUCUACCAUGUAUUGCUGCUGUCUGCCCCCUACUGCCAACACCUGAGGGCAGGACCGCAGCUGCUGCGCCUACUGCAAGUCGUUGACUACCACUACCGACUACACAGGACAAGGCUGGCACACAUCGACAUCCUGGGAGCAAUGGCUGCUGCUUUCCCCAGCCACACGUCACCCCUGUAUGAGGCGGGCAGAAAACCAGUGCGUCCUGUCCGCCUUCCCCCACUUCCUGGUACAGGCCAAGGCCUAGAGUUCAGGCUUCAGCCGAGGUCCAGGCCUCACCUCCCGCACUCCGCAGACCACCACCCAUUUGUGCUGGAGCGAGGGCGGCCUCAGUCUGCACGGGAAUUCCUGGGGAACCAGCCGUGCAGCCUGGCAGAGCUGCAACAGUCAGUGGCCACACUGGGAGCCAACACUGCACAGCCCGGAGGGACCUGGGGAUCCCGGUUCGGACUCAUAUCCAAGGCCUUUGCAGUCAAUCUCGGGACACUCUCCUCUCACCAAGAAAGCCGACCCAUCUCCGUCUGUGAGGACACACAACGGGAUCUCCCCAGCGUGGUACAGCCAGAUGACAAGAGAACACAGAGUGUGGAUAAAGUGCCCAGUCUCCAGCCUGGCACUGGGGAGUGGGCGGUCCAGGCACUAGCAAAGUGCAAACUCCUCGGCAAGACCAAGUUCUACUAUCUCAAGGUCCAGCAAAAUCAGGAGUUCAGGCCGUACGAUCUCGUUGUAGUCCCCAAGGAGAAGGUGGAUGUGGAACACUUUGUUUUCUCUACUUUUGGAGUCCUCUCCGUGUGUCCGAGCCAGGAGUCCCAGGUGAUGUCAUUGGGAGAGUGGCAACGAGAGGCCAUGGUGUGGAGGGCUCUGAGACACAUCCCAUUCUUCAAAAACUACCUCCUGCGCAAGGCAUUCACACAGUGGUACAGGAACACAAAGCAACGGUGUCUGCAGAGACGGUGUAACAGACUGUGGACUUCCCUACUCCCAGCCACACCGCACUUCGGAGCAGCCUUGCUGCAUAUCUCCAGGCUGAUCCAGGAACUAUUGCUGGUGAAGUGGUUCCCCUUGGACACGACAGAGCCUCUGACACUGGCGCAGUUCGAGCAUCUUCACCAGCACCAUCUCUCCGAAGGCCGCAGAAUGCUGGAGAAGUUCUUCACCCUCUGCAGUCAUAUCCUACAACUGGUACAUAUGGACAGUUAUCAGAUGGUGGAAGACAGCAAAAAGCAGCUCCGGCUGAUAGAGGACAACUUGCCCAGGGCGCCUGUGCACACUGCCCGGCUACAGCAAGAACAGGCAGAAAGAUGGCUACAGGAUGCCCGUCAGGUGACCCAGAGCCUGGGGAGGUUGUCAUCACUGGUUACUCACAUGGCUGUCGAGAACCUCAUCAGUGUGGUGCAGAGCGAGGUGGACAGCUUCAUAAGAGCCAUGCUACAGCGCAGGAACCCGGGCCAGACUGCGUUACUGAAGAUGAUGCUCAAGUUCGACAAAGCUGGGCGGUUUGCCAUCCAUCCAGGCCGCACAGAGCUGCUGGAGAAGAUGUCGUGGGUGCUGAGUUCUGUGGCUGAGAGUGUGCUGGAGGUAACAGAGGGACUGCAGGAUGCCAAUUGCCCACAGCUAGAGGAGCCAGAGGACAGAACAAAGAGAGAAUCUAUAGCAAGCCCUGAGAAUGAAUCUGGAUGUGGCUUGUGCAGCGCAUGUGAGAAGCAGCAUGCAAGAGGUUUUCGAGCCACGGUUACUAGAUUUGGUGACACGACGAAGCCUCUGGGCUCCAAACAUUUCUGCUCCAUCCCCACCAACUUGGUGGCGCGCUGUGACAUGGAUGUCGGUGGGUUGCGUGUCAGUGGAGAAUCCCUGGGACAUCACCUCUACCCGCUGUCCAGCAGCAUGCUGAGUGCAGUACUCACCUCCGACGUGGCACUGCAGAGGGCCCUCAAGAGGCAACAGCAGUUAAUUGAGGAUUCCCUGAAAGAGACACUCAUGUUCCGAAUCCGCAAAAUCUGGCUGCUGGAAACACUCCAAGUGAUCCGAGAAUGGAAUAUGGCCGCUGUGGAACAGAUGUACAGCUGGAGACUGGAGCAAUUCCAAGAACUUAUUGCCAAGCUGAGAAAGUGGGAGAGCCGGGCAAGGAGGGUGAGCCCAGUGCUGGUCUGCACAAACCGUCUGCUGGUGUUGGACUGUACCUACGUUCAGCAUGAGAUGGUUCCUGCGCUGGCGUCGAUGCUGCAGCAGAUCCUGCAGGUACUGAAGGACAAGAUUGACCGUCUGCUCUGCCAACUCACCACUGACCUCAGCACAGCAAUCGCACACCUUCAGGAGAAACCGGACAACAGCAUCACCUUUGGCUCGUUUAUAAGCAGGUUGGAUAACUACAACAGGACCACCCCGGAUUACCGGCGACAGUUGGAUUAUGCAUUGGCUCUGGUCCGGAUUGUCCGUGUUGACUUCCAGCAUCACACCUUAUACCUGGACAAAGAGGAGGACCAGGUGGAGUACCUGUGGAACACCUUCCUCCAGGUGUGUAAAGAGGCAUCAGAGUUGGUCAGGGGUCGGCGUGACAGUGCCCUUGAGAAUGUGGAGCAGAGACACCAACUCCUCACUGCACAGGCACAGUCCAUAAACUGCGCUGUCAAUGCGGCCUCAUUCCGUGACCCCUGCCAGAAUCCGGCAGCCACACUGCGACAGCUGGAGGAAAUGCAGUGGCAGCUGCAUUCACUGGCUCAGGAUCUGCAGCAGCUGAGCAACACACAGAACGCAAUCACAGGUCAGCCCCUCGAUCUUUCCUUUGUGACAAAGGCAGAAAUAAAUGUCAACACCAGGAGGGAGUUGUGGGAACUCUUCUACACAGCCUCACAGGAAGUGAAAGACUGGAGGAAGAUGUUGCUGUCCCAGCCUGCAAAUCAGCUCAGUCUUAUCUGCCUCAAUCGCCACCCCCAGGCCGUGUUCCAGAGACCCUAA
Hypanus sabinus (Atlantic stingray) is the source of this 3315-nucleotide messenger RNA. RefSeq names its product dynein heavy chain domain-containing protein 1-like. Gene Ontology annotation, biological process: microtubule-based movement. The transcript has 17 exons. Gene Ontology annotation, cellular component: dynein complex. Lineage: Eukaryota; Metazoa; Chordata; Chondrichthyes; Myliobatiformes; Dasyatidae. The record is from RefSeq and is a predicted model, not a curated record. Gene Ontology annotation, molecular function: dynein intermediate chain binding; minus-end-directed microtubule motor activity; dynein light intermediate chain binding. Bases 106 to 3315 code for a protein of 1069 amino acids.